UCGUCAUCGUUCACCUCUCCUCAAGCCUCUUCCAUCCAACAUGUUCAGGCCGCUACUCGCCGCCGCCCGUGCUACCGCCCGCUCCGUUCCGCGCUCCGCCGCACCCCAGCGCUCGGCGCUUGAGGCGCUGCGCCGACCGCUCUCAUCCUCGUCCCGCCAGCGAGUCGAGUACCGGCGCUUUGACAACCGCUCCUCAGGGCAGCCGAGCUCCGGCAAUGUCAUGAACUACAUGCGGCGCCGCGUCGGCGGUGAUCGCGGCAUGGUGCUCUACGGCAUCAUGAUCGGCGGCGGUGCAAUCUACUAUGUUGCCCAGUGCGUAACGGCUGUGCGGGGAAGGGUCCGAGAAGCAAGAGAGGAGUGACGUUGACGCCAGCCUCGAACGAGUCCCAAUCACCGGUCGGUUGAGGUUUAUGGAUUGCACGCCUGAGCAGGAAAGUGAGGUGAGUACAUGUGUGUGUGGCGAAGACACAGAGGGCGCAUGUGUGGCGCGGUCGCAAGAGCCGUGCAUGUUAAAGCGUCUCGG
Cutaneotrichosporon oleaginosum is the source of this 523-nucleotide messenger RNA. RefSeq lists its product as uncharacterized. NCBI's taxonomy places the organism in Eukaryota, Fungi, Basidiomycota, Tremellomycetes, Trichosporonales, Trichosporonaceae. The record is from RefSeq and is a predicted model, not a curated record.